AUGGGUCAAGUAUCGUGUACCAUCAGGAGCUCAGGUGAAGUACGAAGCAUCCCUGUCAUUGUACGUGUCACAGACAUCAAUGACAAUGCACCAGUCUUCUCUGGGCUACCCUAUGCUAUUACAGUGCCAGAGCUAACACCAUUAGGCAAUACAAUCUUCAGGGAGGUGCAUGCUGAUGACUUAGAUGCUGGUGUGAAUGGCCAGGUGCACUACAGUAUAGUACCAGGCAGUAGUAACCCUGACAGUGAUGGCUAUGGCUACUUCAGUAUCACUCUGCCUCACCAAGGUCUCAUCACUGUUAAUCGAUCUCUUGAUUUUGAGAGAACAUCAGUGUACUAUGUUACUAUUAUGGCAGUUGAUCAAGCUCAGUCUGCAGAAAGUCGACUUAGUAGUACAGCAACUCUCACAGUGAAUGUGGCCGACAGUGAUGACCAGGACCCAGCAUUCAAUUAUGCUUCCUGUACUCGGGUUGGUUCCAUUUGUGCUAACCCAGAAUACAGUGCUUCUGUUACUUCAGGAGAAGUAUCUGGGGUCCUAAGCAUUCAACCUGAGAGAAUUCAUGCAGUUGAUCUGGAUUCAUUGUCCACCCCAGUGAGGUAUUCGUUCAUGUCGGGUCGGCCAGGAACAUAUGACCGCUUCUUUGUUAUCAACCCACAAUCAGGAGCUGUUACCCACACUACUGCUGUUGAAAGGGCUGUCACUACAAAGUUUGAGAUCGUUGUAAAGGCAGAGGAAGAGAGUGAAGCAAAAAGAUUUGCCACAGCCAAGCUGGUGAUCAGUGUUGUAGGUGUGGACUCCUCCCCACCAGUGGUGACAGCUUCCUCCUAUACUGGCAAUGUAGAUGAGAAUGCUGUCCCUGGGACCCCUGUGUACGAUGACUACCCUCGCCCCCAACCCAUUACACUCACUGUCACCGAUCCUGAUCUUACUGCCGGUGAUGACCUUCCAACAUACACUUGGGAGAUGACUACCACUGCAUUUAAAGUGGCCCCAGGAGGUCAACUUGUGGUAGCUGAAAAUAGUCUUGACCGUGAUCCUCCCAAUCUUGGACUUUACACUUUUCAGAUUGUGGCAAGAGAGGCAUGGGAGGGUGGAGCAGCCAGUGGACCUAUCACCCUCACCGUGGUUCUUAAUGACGUCAAUGACAACCAGCCUCGACUACCAGUUUAUCCUCCUGUGUCUGUUCAAGCAGGAACAUCACGAAGAAUCAUUGCAAAGAUUUCUGCUAAGGAUAAUGAUGUAGGGGAAAAUGCUGAGAUUCAGUAUAGCAUCUACCAUGUAUCCAACAAUGGCAAGGAUAAGUUUUCCAUCAAUGCUUCAACUGGAGAAUUAUCUGUUGUUGGAGAAGUUGAAGCUGGAGACCAAUACUCUGUCACACUUAGGGCUACAGACAAAGGUGGAUUGUCUAGUCAGAGCAUAUUGGAGGUGAUGGUCAACCGAGGUCCCAACACAGGGGGUCCAGUGUUCACCUUACCACGCUACUCUGCUGCUGUCAGUGAGGGUGCUGCUCCUAAUUCUGUUGUUUUCACACUCACAGCUAUUGAUCCAGAAGGUGACCCAGCUAGCUUCUCUCUCAUUGGUGGAAAUGAGCUCCGGCAUUUUGAUAUUGGAGAAACGUCUGGAACUCUACGUUUAGUGGACCAGUUGGAUCGUGAGAGUCUGGAUGCUUAUAAUCUGGUAGUGAAAGCUGCAGAUCCAGAGGGUUUGUCCAGCACAGCUACAGUCAGCAUUACUGUUGGUGAUAUCAAUGACAAGAAUCCAGAGUUUAUAGGUUUACCAUACUCCUUCAGAGUGAAUGAAGGGCAGGAAGAUGCUGUGGUUGGUAUUGUGAAGGCUGAGGAUGAAGAGGUGGGUGUUCAUGGUGAAGUGUUUUAUUCAGUACCAGAGAAUUCUCCCUUCAACAUUGCUAGUGAUACUGGUGAGAUCAGGACAAAGCAAGCACUUGAUUAUGAGAAACAACAGGUGCACUUAUUAGUGGUGACUGCCAAAGAUGGGGCCCCUGAUCCACGGCUCUCCACUGCUACAGUGACUGUAUUAGUUAGUGAUAUGGGGGAUGAGCCACCGGUAUUCUCUCAGCAGGUGUAUGAGGCUACUGUACCAGAAAAUCUUCCUGAUGCUCUGCUCACCACCGUCGUAGCUACUGACCCAGACACCAAACCAGAGAUAACAUACAUAAUGGUGAAUGGGGAUUCACAGCUGUUUAGUGUGGAGCCUGAGACAGGUCAGGUUAGCACCUACCGUGGACUGGACUAUGAGGCCUCUCCCAGACACACCAUCAUUAUUGGCACCUUAGAAAAUUCUCAGGGUGGCUCACAGUCAACAUGUUCGGUGUUAGUUACGGUAGAAGACACCAACGAUAAUCCACCUGUGUUUAGCAUGUCAGUGCGACCCAUCACCAUCCCUGAGGCAUCACCCCCUGGUACCUUCAUGGCUACAGUUAUUGCCACUGACGCUGAUGGUACUGGACCUAAUAAUAAAGUGGAGUAUGAGCUGGUGGGUUAUAAUAAUGCUCCAGAUUACUUCGCAAUUGAUAAGGAAUCUGGCAUAAUCACUGUUAAAACUAACCUUCAGGCUGAACAAGAUUCUGAUUUUGAGUUGGAGAUUGUAGCUCGAGAUGGAGGAAAGCCACAACUGAGUACCACCUCAACAGCUUCAAUAUCAGUAGAGAGGGUGAUAGCUGAACCACCUCCUGCUGAAGCCUGGGCAACAUUUACUGAUACACACUUCUCUUGCAUUGGAAUGUUUGCCACAGAAGUAACAGUUGAGCGCCAUUGUGGGCUUGUUCUACGAGCACCUCUUGACUUUGAAUCCAAGCAGCACUAUUCCCUGACAGUGGCUUUGGAGGCUCCCUCAGCCCCACCAGAUACUGAAAACAGAUUUGCAAAGAUGCUAAUGACAAUGAGCCAGAGUUCAUAUCCAAGCCACCAUACAGGGACUACACACAUGGUGGUAUUUUUGCCUUUGUAUUCACAAAUAUCCACAUCAGUUCUGCAGGUGACAGCUGAGGACAACGAUUCUGGAGAAUUUGGCCGUAUACAAUAUGAAUUGGUUCCAGAGAGCAACCGUGGUGGAUACUUUAGCAUAGGACUCACCUCAGGACUUGUGAUGACCGAGCGAGACAUGUCUUCAGUGCCACCUGAAAUUCUGCCUUUCAACCUGACAUUGGUGGCUCGUGAUAACCCUCAGCAAAUUGGUGGUGUGUCACAUUCCACAUCUGCUUCUCUUAUUGUAAACCUGGUUCAAGAGAGUCAUCGUCUAGUUCUUGUUGUGGAAGCUUCCCCAGAUCGUGUUAAGCACAAUCGUGAUAACUUGGUUGCUGUUUUGCAGGAACACUCUAAUCAAAUCAUUGGGAUUGAGAAGAUUGAAUCUCGACGGUUUGUUGUUAACAGGAGCCUGGAAAGUGAUGCCAGUGCCACAGAUGUUUGGUUUCACAUAGUUAAUGCUAGCACAGGCAAACUGCUAGAGCGUCAGCACCCGGCUGUUAAAAAAUUUGCUAUGGGAGAGGCAGAAAGAAACACACUUUUUGAUCACUUGACAGCAGCACUAGAGGGAGUCAGAGCUACAGAUAUACGAUCUCCCAUACUACUACAGCCAGUGACGGAAACUUCCCAUCCUGUCACUCCUGUGGUGAAGGCUGUGACACUUGAAGGCUUCCAGGUAGCUCUUAUUGUACUUGCUGGCAUCAUUGUCAUCAUGGGAGUCAUUGGAAUCUGCUACAUCUGUGUGCAAUGGAAAAGGUAUAUACGACAUCGUGAUGAAGCCAGCAAAGCAGUCGUGGUUGUUGCACCACCAUAUGAAAGAGUCGGGUCAGUCAUUGAACCUGUUACUAAAGAAUAUGAAGUUCAGGUACUGCACAUGAGUGUUCCUAUGGAUGAUGAGUCAGUGCAGGAGCUAACCUUUGACUCCAGACCCUCUCAUCAUUUCUCCAUGGAUAAUGUAUCUUAUAUCACCAAACAACAAUUGAGUGAGGAUGGCAGCACUAGCAGCAGUAGGGAAGUAGAAGGUGUCAUUGAUAGUGAUAAGAGCAUCCCAGGAAUGUCACAUCAAUAUCAUCAGCAUGACAAAACUGUAGGAAUAGAUUGGGAUACUCCUCCAGGUCAACGCCACCUCCAACAUAUAUCUGCAAUCGCUGCCCCCACUCCAUCUGGCAGAAACCCUGCCUAUGAACAUUUUGCUGAUGAUGAAGAUGGUGGUGAAGGACCCUUGAGUGUCAGUGCCACCAAUGAAAAUGUUAUGUUUGGCCGACGAGGUUUAACAGAACCAUCACCUGUGCAAACUACUACUGAACUUUGAAAUUGUUCAUAAAGACUAACACAGGAUACACAAGAUUUAUAGCUUUCACUUAAUCACUUAAUAUUGAAGAUCUCUGUAAUGUUACCGGUCUUUGUGACAAUUUAUAGUGGAAAGAGAACAUUCAGUAAAGUUAAUUACUGUACCUGUAAAGCCAUAUUCUAAAUCUAGAUUCAAGUUUUCAUUACUAUCCUGGAAUAGUGAGAUGAUAAUUAACUACAGAAAAUAUUCAGUGAUUCUGAAUGCGUCAACAUUUGUGUGUACCGUUCACCACAAGAAUUAUUUGUUUUUAUGAGAAAUUUUGUGGUUAAAAGCAAUAUAUUAGUUAUUGAUUACAGUUGCUUUCAAAUUAUGUUGAUAAUGUGUUUUCAGCAACUAUGAUAUUACAUUGACUAAUGAGUAUGUAUCAGCUCAAAUUGUUAAUAUUGUAAUAUGUUGAACUUGGUGCUUUUUGAGUGUGCUCAAGUUAUUUUUUAUUUAUGGCCUAUGGUCCUUUAAUGAGUGACCUGUGAAUAACCAGCACACUUAACACCCAAGGACAAGAGUCCACUAGUAUCAUUGUUCAGUUGAAGGUUGCAUUUUGCUGUGAAUAAUGGAAAAGCUGCUCUUCAUCCAGUCAUCAUACCAGGAGUCUUUUAAGUAAUUCAGUAGCAUGGUUGUUGAAUUUAUAGCAAGUGACCUAUCCCAGUCAGGAAUUAAGCUCUCGUCAGUGUGUUUUGUUUAAUGUACAGGUAUAUGUAAAUUUGUAAUGUCUGGUGAUGUUUGGUAACCUUUGAAUUUUUUAAAGUAUAUGAUAAUGCAUUACAAUAUUAAUUUUAUUUCACUUCAUAUUAUAUUCUGAAUUGAGAAAAUAAUUACUGUAUACACAAUGAGAUAAGAAGGUGGGGAUGGCUAUUGAGACAAACUCAAGCCUGGGAAAAUCCAGAUAGGCCUCUACAAGCUAUGAGGCCAUAUCAUAUCAUUACCACCUCUAAUGUGCCCUUUUUGAGGAGAAUCUCUCAAAUCCAUAUUGGAAUAAGGUGCAUGGACCUGAGUUUGAAAUUUCCCUGUGACUUUAGGGAUUAUCUAAGUUUAGCCCUCAUAAUUUACAAGAUAUGACAAGGGGUUCAUUCAGUAAUGCUGUUGAUGCAUGAGCUCCACUUUACAUUAUUUACUGGAUUUUAAGUCUCAAGACAUUGAAGGAUCAUUGUGGCCCUAAAUAAAGAAUUGAAGAAUGAAAUCUCAUUUAAUGGCCAAAGACCAAGCUGAGUGACCUGGAUUCCUUCUAUCUUAUGGGUUAAAUUUUGGAUCAACCAGGCCUGAGGGCUGGAGUUCUGAAAUUCCCUUUGUAUCUCAGGUAGUUCAGUAUAUUAAUGAUUUUAAUUCCUGACUGGAUACCUCAAAAUACUCCUAGUGUGACUGAUAUAAAUUUUUCUUGUGACAACUACAUUAUUCCCAGCUGCCUACUGACCAGUUGUACCUUAAGGUGUAAGCAGGCUCUUUUAUUGGAUGGUCAGUGUGCUGAUAAUUCACAGGACAUUAACCUUUGCCCAUGGCCAUAAAAUGGGAUUUUGUACUCUACUGUAAUCCUUCACUAAUCAGUUAUUAAAUGUCAUAAAAAAAAAUUUGCCAAAUACAUCUCAGAGAUAUUACAUUAAACUGUAAACCAGCAAGGAUACAGAUUUAUACUCAGAGUGGAAAGAUAGAUUUUCCAUAGUAACUUCUUCCUGCCUAUGUCAUAACCCAUAAUUCAUCUCAUGUUAUCCUUUUGUCUUUUGCAAUUGAUUUAUACAUGAAUUUUAACCCUAUUUAUAUUUAACAUCUCUUUAUUAACUUUAAUAAGAGAUAUUGUAAAGAACUCCAAUAAUAUUUAUUCCCUGAGCCAAUUGUAGUCAUGAUAAUUUUACAGCUUCCCUAAUUGUUUUGCAAUUUUCUGUACAAAUAACAUUGAGAUCCCUCAGAUACUAAUUAUUUAAGUGUUAAAAGCUUUCUAUGUAUAUACUUAGAUCAAUAUUCAUUAUAUAUAUAUAUGUAUAUGUAUAGCAAUAGUUUCUUUUACAAUAAAUUUUUUUUAACAAG
Homarus americanus (American lobster) is the source of this 6348-nucleotide messenger RNA. RefSeq names its product cadherin-99C-like (gene Cad99C). The record is from RefSeq and is a predicted model, not a curated record. Gene Ontology annotation, cellular component: plasma membrane. The coding region runs from base 1 to 4293 and encodes 1430 amino acids. The transcript is spliced from 30 exons. Gene Ontology annotation, biological process: homophilic cell-cell adhesion. Lineage: Eukaryota; Metazoa; Arthropoda; Malacostraca; Decapoda; Nephropidae. Gene Ontology annotation, molecular function: calcium ion binding.